Messenger RNA from Synchiropus splendidus (mandarinfish), 1648 nucleotides. It is a transcript of the gene irf8, whose product is annotated as interferon regulatory factor 8. Gene Ontology annotation, biological process: regulation of transcription by RNA polymerase II; immune system process. The transcript has 8 exons. Gene Ontology annotation, cellular component: nucleus. The record is from RefSeq and is a predicted model, not a curated record. NCBI's taxonomy places the organism in Eukaryota, Metazoa, Chordata, Actinopteri, Syngnathiformes, Callionymidae. Gene Ontology annotation, molecular function: protein binding; DNA-binding transcription factor activity, RNA polymerase II-specific; RNA polymerase II cis-regulatory region sequence-specific DNA binding. The coding region runs from base 64 to 1314 and encodes 416 amino acids.
UAACGGCGCUGUAUCUUUUAAACGGACAGCGACGUCUCCUCCUGACAGAUAACCCACACAGAGAUGUCCAACACGGGGGGUCGGAGGCUGAAGCAGUGGCUGAUGGAGCAGCUCCAGAGCGGCCAGUAUCCCGGGCUGCUGUGGGAGGACGAGACUCGAACUAUGUUCCGAAUCCCGUGGAAACACGCGGGGAAACAGGAUUACAACCAAGAGGUGGACGCAUCCAUUUUUAAGGCCUGGGCGGUGUUUAAGGGCAAGUUUAAGGAAGGGGACAAGGCCGAGCCAGCGACUUGGAAGACUCGGCUCCGCUGUGCUCUGAACAAGAGUCCGGACUUUGAGGAGGUGACGGAAAGGUCCCAGCUGGACAUCUCUGAGCCAUACAAAGUCUACCGGAUUGUACCUGAGGACGAGCAGAAGCAUGGUAAAAGCUCGGUGACAGUGAUGACGACUGCUUCCAGCUCUGCUGACAUGUGCGCAGACUACAGUCCUGGUGAUGCCGACGGACUUGAUCGAGAUGAAGAUUUCAAAAACAUCCAGACCAGUCCUGAGUACUGGCCCCAGACCACUUUCAACGCUUUUCCACAACACCAGGAACCGCUACCUUCCAGUCCUCUAAACUCAGCUUCCUCCCCGAUGAUGAUCAGCUUCUACUACGGCGGCAAGCUGAUGGGCAACGCACUGGUAACUCAUCCUGAAGGAUGCCGGAUCUCCCCGGCCCACCUGGGUCGCAGCACCCUUUAUGGCUCCGACAGCAUGCAGAGCGUCCACUUCCCCCCGGCAGAGUACAUCGAGUACGAGUGGCAGCGACACAUCACACAGAAGCUCCUGGGUCACUUGGAAAGGGGCGUCCUGCUGCGAGCCAACCAGGAGGGCAUUUUCAUCAAGAGGCUGUGCCAGAGCCGGGUGUACUGCAGCGGCACCAGCGAGGAAGGAACGCAGUUCAGCCCGGCGCCGUGUAAACUGGAGCGGGAUGCUGUGGUGAAGAUCUUCGACACCGGAAGGUUCCGUCAAGCUCUGCAGCUCUACCAGGACGGACAGUUUCCGGCACCGGACCCGACCGUAUCUCUGUGUUUUGGUGAGGAGCUGCAAGAUCCCAGCGCUGCCAAGAGCAAGCUGAUCAUCGUGCAGAUCACGAUGGUCAACUGUCAGAACCUGCUGGAGUCAGUCAACACCCGCCGGCCUCAGCCUUACAGCAGCUCCGGCAUGGACAUGAGCGACGACGCAGCCUCCGACCAGGUGGCUCGCAUCUACCUGGACUUGUGCAGCUACAGUGGUCCACAGAGACCGGCCUGCUACAUGCCCAUCACUGCCUGAGCUCCUGGUGCUGUCAUGAAGAACAGUCAGUCCCAUGUACAGAAGCCUCUUUUGUAACUUUUUUUCUCAUUAACAUCGCCAUAGUAAUACAUUAUUACUAAUGGUCAAAGUUUCUCUUUAAUGUUUUUGAUACACAUACAUUGUCUUCAAACCUGAUAGUACUUUUUUUUUACUACCAUUGCUAUUAUUGUUUCAGCCGUCUAUUGUCAAUCCGUGUUGACUAGUUCUGAUCAGGAAGGUGGGUCAGUACAGAUGGGUUUUACUAUCUGUCACAUGACCUUUUUUUAUGGGUUUUUUUAAAAAUGAUUUUCAAUAAAGAUGCUUUUUCACUUUA